This is a messenger RNA of Pelodiscus sinensis (Chinese soft-shelled turtle), 1011 nucleotides long. RefSeq names its product olfactory receptor 51G2-like. NCBI's taxonomy places the organism in Eukaryota, Metazoa, Chordata, Testudines, Trionychidae. The record is from RefSeq and is a predicted model, not a curated record. Gene Ontology annotation, biological process: G protein-coupled receptor signaling pathway. Gene Ontology annotation, cellular component: plasma membrane. Gene Ontology annotation, molecular function: G protein-coupled receptor activity; olfactory receptor activity.
AUGUCAGCUGUCAAUGAUACCAAAUCCACACAUGCCAUGUUCCAUCUCACUGGGAUACCUGGGCAGGAAGACUUCCAUCUCUGGAUUGCUGUCCCCUUCUGCUUCAUGUAUGUUAUUUCGAUAGUAGGAAAUUCAGUAAUCAUAUUCUUUAUAAAAACAGACCCAAGCCUCCAUGAGCCCAUGUACAUUUUCCUUUCCAUGUUGGCCAUCACAGAUAUUGGCUUAUCCGUAGUCACCAUGCCAACAAUACUGGGCAUAUUCAUGUUUAACUCUAGGGAGAUCAGCCUGGAUGCCUGUUUUACCCAGUUGUUCUUCAUCCACUUUCUUCAAUGCACUGAAUCAUCUAUGCUCUUGCUGAUGGCUUUUGACCGCUUCAUUGCCAUCUGUAACCCACUGAGAUACACUUCCAUCUUAACCCUGCCGAGAAUAGCCAAGAUGGGGCUGGUGUUUGUGCCAAAAGGGGCAGCUGUAAUAUUCCCACUCCCCUUUCUCCUGAAACGCUACCGAUACUGUCGAUCCAACAUCCUCUCUCACUCCUACUGCCUGCACCAGGACGUCAUGAAUUUGGCUUGUUCAGACAUCACCGUCAACAUCAUCUAUGGCUUGUCAGCCAAACUCUUAACAAUGGGGUUGGACUCAGCACUGAUCUGCCUCUCUUAUGUGAUGAUCCUCAGUACAGUGAUGAGUGUCACAUCCCCCAUAGAGUGUCUGAGAGCCCUGAACACCUGCAUCUCCCACCUCUGUGCAGUCCUGCUCUUCUAUACACCAGACAUCAGCUUGAGUAUGAUAUACAGAUUUGGGAAGGGCUCUUCUCCCUUGCUUCAAGUUCUCCUGGGCUAUAUGACCCUGCUGGUCCCACCCCUGAUGAACCCGAUUGUCUACAGUGUGAAAAGCAAACACCUGCGUGUGAGGAUCAUCAAAAGAAAGGGUGAGGGAAGAGCCAUGAUGGAGGCAGGGGAGGGGAUAAAGAGAGGAUGGGGCUCCCACAUGGGUCCUACCUUUGCCUCUUAA